GUUCAAAACCCACCAGAAAAACCCUAACAAGCGAUUACUCCACAUAAAAAGCAAACCCCAGGUCGCAUCGCGUGCUGCCGCCGUCGAAUUCCCAAAAUGUCGAAAAGAGGGCGCGGAGGAUCGGCCGGGAACAAGUUCAGGAUGUCGCUGGGUCUUCCGGUGGCUGCCACCGUGAACUGUGCCGAUAACACUGGAGCGAAGAACCUGUACAUCAUCUCAGUGAAGGGUAUCAAGGGGCGAUUGAACAGGCUGCCGUCGGCUUGUGUCGGCGACAUGGUGAUGGCCACUGUGAAGAAAGGAAAGCCUGAUUUGAGGAAGAAGGUGAUGCCUGCCGUCAUUGUGAGGCAGCGCAAGCCUUUUCGCCGAAAGGACGGUGUCUACAUGUACUUUGAAGAUAAUGCUGGGGUUAUUGUGAACCCAAAGGGGGAAAUGAAAGGAUCUGCAAUUACUGGACCAAUUGGAAAGGAGUGUGCUGAUUUGUGGCCUAGGAUUGCUAGUGCAGCCAAUGCCAUUGUGUAAUGUCCAGAUUUUUCUUCAGGUGUCAAUGAGGAGUAGUAGUUUCAUGUUAUUUGUUACUGAAAAGAAAAGUGAGUUUUUUAAAUAUGGAUCCAUAUUUGUAUUGGAUGUUUUUGUUUUCCCGUGACGUACAUAUAUUGGAAUUUGUUUAGAACUGAUCCAGCUGA
This is a messenger RNA of Asparagus officinalis (garden asparagus), 683 nucleotides long. Its product is annotated as 60S ribosomal protein L23. Gene Ontology annotation, biological process: translation. Gene Ontology annotation, cellular component: ribosome; cytosolic large ribosomal subunit. Lineage: Eukaryota; Viridiplantae; Streptophyta; Magnoliopsida; Asparagales; Asparagaceae. Gene Ontology annotation, molecular function: large ribosomal subunit rRNA binding; structural constituent of ribosome. The record is from RefSeq and is a predicted model, not a curated record. Bases 97 to 519 code for a protein of 140 amino acids. The transcript has 4 exons.